Messenger RNA from Triplophysa rosa, 7916 nucleotides. It is a transcript of the gene cuzd1.1, whose product is annotated as CUB and zona pellucida-like domains 1, tandem duplicate 1. Gene Ontology annotation, biological process: proteolysis; DNA integration. Gene Ontology annotation, molecular function: zinc ion binding; aspartic-type endopeptidase activity; nucleic acid binding. The record is from RefSeq and is a predicted model, not a curated record. The transcript has 4 exons. NCBI's taxonomy places the organism in Eukaryota, Metazoa, Chordata, Actinopteri, Cypriniformes, Nemacheilidae.
UUAAAGCACCAUGAGUAGGAGCUGCUUGUGAAAGCCUACGCUGGCAAAUAUCAUCCAACAGCUUGGUGCGUUUUACGGAGCAGCUAAAAAAGGAAGCCAGAGAGGUGUGAAAAUAAUAUCUUGCACUGUCUUAUCUUGGAGGCUCCUUGUGCCAUUACAAGAUUUAAAACUUGUGUAACGGGUAUAUAUUAUUGUGGUUAUUUUCGGGAGAAUUUUAUUUUGACAGAUGGACUGGUUUUGCGUGUUGCGAGAGGAGGCGAAGAAGAGAGCGGUGCAGGAGAGUGUCGCAAACAGAAGUGAGUGUCGUGUCGUGCUCGAGAAGUUCGGUUGAUAAAGUUGCUUUAAUAGUACUGUAUCAGAGCUCUAGUCGAAUAAAAGACGACAUCACCUAGUGUUUUUGCGAACUGUGACCCGCAUUUCGCAGUUGAGGAUUUUGUUUUGUGUCGUUUUUGCUUCGUGGGCCGCAUCAGCUGCUGGAGUGACGCAGUAACUUUAUUACGGCUACAACGAGUGUGAGUGCAUAAUAUGUUUUUUUCGUGUGAAUUGUGACGUUUGAAGAGAUCCGAUCACUUUUUGCCUGAGUAUUGCGCUCAUUACGUUUUGAUGGUGAAACAGCGUUAUUGAAACAGACUAAUCACGCAUUUUUUCCCGUGUUCAACUCGUGUCUUUGCACGUGAGACAGAGACUGCUGUAUGCUGCAAUUAACGCAGAGAGAUUUGUUUUUGGAAGAUAAGGAUUUCCAGAUUAUUUUUGGUUGCCCUGCCACUCUAACGACAUCUCAGUUUGAUUCAUCUCAGUUUGAUUAAUCUGUUUGGUUCAUUGUUUGAUAUACCCAACUUCCCGGACAUAUCGUUGGGGUUGAGUGAGUCAACUACACUACUAAAGUGAAUUUGUCGUUCAAAUGUGAAAUUUCAUUGUGUAUGCCAUUGUUGUUGUUUCUUUCAAACUUGAUUUUGUUUAAAUUAACAGAUUGAACAGUGAGGUCUCAUUCUUAGUGGAAUUCAUGAGGAGUUUUAAGUGUUUCCCUUUUUGAAGUGCUACUGGGAUUUGUAACUUUAAAAGAAAAAUUAUUCCUACUGUUAUAUGGAAAGUGGUUGUGUUAUAGUGGGUGUAAAAGAAUCACACAUACUGCAACUUUUUCUGUUUUCAUUAUUUUAUUUCAGUGCCCAACUAAAAGUAAUCUUUGUUUCAGAGAAAAAUAAGAAGAAAAUAAAUUUGUUUCAUUUUUGGUUACUUGCUGCAGUGAAACCUUAUUGUUGAGGGCUGUCAGGGCUUAGGGGCGUCUCACCUAUCUUAUUAGACUCGGGAAGGGAGGGAUGUUUAAAACUGUGUCUCACAUACACCUUUACUUCAGGAAGCCAUUUCGUGACAUUACUCUAACUGAAGCCUGUCCUUGCCGGUCUGAGGUGAUAUGUAUCAAUAAGGUAGGAGACAACGUACAUGCAUAAGCGUGUAAAGAGACUAAAAGCACUAAGGGCGGGGACUAAGAUCCUUACGUUACUCAGUCCACCAGGGCAGCCCUAAGUAAUUCCCCUACCAGGCGGGUCUAAAUACCCCGUUACAAAGUGGCGUCACGAACAGGAUCGACUUAGGCACAUUUAACUAGUCACACGUCUCCAGGCCCACACGUAGUUUGUCAAGCAAAAAGAUGUCUGAACUCGAGGAACUAAGACAAUAGAUGGCAGAGAUGCAAAGGCGGUUUGCCGAGCAAGCAGGUGCACUCGAUCAAGCUAGAGCAGAGCAAAGAGAAGCCCUAUCCCUAGCAAAGGUUGUAAUUGAGAGCCAGGCCUCUGCACAAACGGCCCCAGCUGCCAUUUAUAUCCCGCGAGACCGAAAACUCCCUGAAUUCAGUGGUUGUGCGUCAAAACCAGGAGAGUUGAGUAUCGAAGAAUGGGUGACGUCAAUGAAGUCUGCAUUUCAGGUCAUGAGAGUACCCACUGAGGACCGGGUUGAGCUGGUGAAACAGCAUCUGAAAGAUGAGGCUAAAGCCACAGUGAAGUUCUUGAUGGAUGGAAAGGAAGAGACAGUUGACAACAUUUUCAGUGUUCUCCUUGACACCUACGGAGAUAAAGUACCCAUUGGUACAAGGCUUAAAGAUUUCUACGAUCGCGUUCAGGAUGCAGGGGAAACAAUACGGUCCUAUGCAUAUUACCUUCGAGAACGGCUGAAUCGUGUUCAGCGGCGGGAACCUAAUCGAGUGGCAGAUGUUGAAAAUGUUGUAAAGGAGCAGUUGGUGUUAGGCUUAAAAGAUGACUUUUUGCGACGAGAGAUGAAGCGCAGACUUAAAACUGAGCCAGCUUUGACUUUUGUGCAGUUGUUGCAAGCGGCAAUUACCUGGUCGGAGGAGGAGGAAACGCAGGCUCCUAGUAAUAUAAGGUUGAGUACGCGUGCCAGGGGGGUGGUGAAUGCAGCCGCAGCACAAGAUGCUCAUUCUGCCCUGUCGCUAGAGAAACUACAUGAAGCGAUCCAGAAAAUAGCUGCUCGUCAGGAGGAACUAUAUCAAGCUGUUCAUGGGGCAGGGAAAAAUAAGCCACAGCCAAGCCAUCCAAAGAAACAACCUUUAAAAGACAGUGACGGCCGUUAUAUCUGCUAUUCAUGUGGUGAACCCGGACACACAAGUCGCUACUGCUCACAAGGUGGCAAGUUAAAGAGGGAACCAGUUCCACUACAGCAUAUAUUGGGUGCAGCCGAAGUUUUGGAGAAUGACUCGGGAGGAGCGGUACAGAAAAGACCUGGGCCCUCAUUGGUUCGAUGUCACACAGCGGAGUGGUUUGCUGAUGGGACCGCUGUAAAACUGAAGGACAGUGCUUUUGGGGAUUGUCUGAUCAUUGAGGUGAAAAUCGCUGGUGUCAAGACCAAGUGCCUUCUGGAUACAGGGUCAGAAGUGUCUACAAUAUCUGAAUCACACUUCAGGGAACACUUCGGGGAACAAAAGCUGAAGUUAUCCUCUGCUUGCUGGGUCAAGCUGACAGCGGCCAAUGGAUUAGACAUUCCCGUCUUGGGAUGCUUGCAGGCUGAUGUUGAAUGUCUGGGAAAAGUACUUCCUGGCAAGUGCAUAUUCGUCCUGACUGACACAAGCCAUGAUGUGAAGGAAAUGAAAGGUGUGUCUGGGACCAUAGGGAUGAAUGUACUCAAUGAAGUUCAGUCCUUGUUCAUAGCAGCGGAAGGAAUAGAGAAGGUUGAUAAGUAUAAUCGACGAGAUGAAGGCCAGGUCAGGAGGGUGCUUGCUAGAGUGGAGAAAGAAGCAGGACAUCUGGGGCCUGAUGGAAGGAUUGGGUAUGUCAAGAUUGCUGGAAGACAGGCUGUCAUUAUUCCUCCCCAUUGUGAGAAGGUGCUGGAAGGUCGCUGUGGAGUGUCCCAUAGGCUGAAGAGUUAUGUGCUAGUAGAGCCAGCAGUUGGAACAAAUUUGCCAAAAGGACUCAUGGUGGCUCACGUUCUUGCUAAAGCAGAAGAUGGUAAGGUUCCUGUGCGUAUGGUGAACCUGAGUGAAAAGGCUGUUAGACUUGCUCCUCGAUCCAGAGUUGCUUCUGUGUAUAAACCAAAGGAGGUGAUCUCAAAAGAUGUGCUCGAAUUUGAGGAAGAUGAUGGUGUACUUCAUAUCAAGGAGUUGGCACGAGACAGGGUCCAAGCUGAUAAAACCUUGCUAGCAGAGCUAGCAGUGUCUGUUGAAGUGAAUUCUGAAGGACUCACCCCAGCACAAAGUGAAAGGCUGGUUGAGUUGUUAUCCAAGCACAGAGAUGUUUUCUCCAAGGAUGACCAGGAUUACGGUUACACCACGGCUGUGGUGCACAAUGUCCCUACAGGUGAAGCACCCCCAAUAAAGCAGCUUCAUCGUCGAAUACCACCACAGAUAUUUCAAGAAGUCAAGAGACAUGUCCAGGGUUUAGUGUCACAGGGAAUUCUCUAGGAGAGCAGUAGCCCCUGGGCAUCAUCUGCAGUUAUUGUUAUGAAGAAGGAUGGCAGUGUGCGUUUCUGCUGCGAUUACAGAAAGCUGAACCAGGUGACGUGUAAGGACGCAUACCCACUUCCACGGGUGGAUGAGGCCUUAGAUGCGUUGGGUAAUGCCAAAUUGUUUUCAACUCUAGACCUGACUGCUGGGUACUUUCAUUUAGCCGUGAGUGAUAGAGAUCGAGAGAAGACGGCUGUCACCACCCCAUUUGGCCUGUUUGAAUGGACCAGGAUGCCAUUCGGGUUGUGCAACGCUCCGGCCACCUUUCAGCGCCUUAUGGGUGUGGUGCUAGGUGACUUGGCCUUUUACGUCCUUCUGGUUUAUCUGGAUGACGUCUUUAUCUUCUCUAGAGACUUUGAAAGCCACUGUGAGAGGUUAGAGCUUGUCUUCAAUCGUCUGAGACAAUAUGGCUUGAAGCUAAAGCCAAGUAAAUGCUUUCUCCUACGGGCUGAAGUAAAGUUUUUUGGACAUCAAAUCUUUGCCGAAGGCAUAAAAGUGGAUGGUGAGAAAGUCAAAGCCCUGGAAACGUGGCCAGUCCCCAAAAGUGUAAGUGAGGUUAGGCAGGUGCUUGGAUUUAUGAGCUACUACCGAAAAUUUGUCCCAAGUUUUGCCCAGAUGGCUAAGCCCCUACAUGCGUUGGUAGGUGGGGGGAAGAAAAACAGAAUAUCUGUAGCUUUCACCUGGAGCCAAGAAUGCCAGAGGGCAUUAGAUGAGUUGAAGAAGAGCUUGAUGUCACCCCCCGUUCUUGCAUACCCUGACUUCAGUAUGCCCUUCACCCUUGCCACGGAUGGAAGCCAUCAUGGAUUGGGGGCCGUUCUCAGCCAAAAGCAAGGAGGGAUUGAGCGUGUGAUGGCAUACGCAAGCAGAGGCCUGAGGAGAACCGAGAAAAAUGACAAAAACUACAGUGCAUUCAAGCUGGAACUGCUUGCGUUGAAGUGGGCAGUCACAGAGAAAUUCCGAGAAUACCUUAUGUAUUCAAAAUUCACUGUCGUUACUGACCAUAACCCGCUCCGUUACCUCGACUCAGCCAACCUCGGAGCGGUUGAACAAUGCUGGGCCGCACAGCUGGCAGAGUACAACUUUGAAGUAUGCUACAAACCUGGCCGACUCAAUACGAAUGCAGAUGCAUUAUCGAGAAUCCCCUCCAGAGAGGAGCCAGAGAAAGUUGAUGAUGAAAAGGAUUUCAUCCAGCUAAGACCUGAUGAAGUAAGAGCAUGUUUCUGGCCAACCAAGAGGAUUGACCAAGCGGAACCUGUUGAUAAAGCUGUAGUACAAGCAUCGAUAAGAGGGGAAAUAAGUGGUUAUAGCUGGAGUGAAAUUGGAAAGCAGCAGAGGACUGACCCUUUAAUUUUUCCCAUUUAUAAAGCAGUUUCCGAUAACAAGAGACCAAGCAGAGUGGAUCAAAAUCGUAUGGAAUCGAAACUGAAGAAGCUUGCCAAGGACUUUGACCGUCUUAAGCUGCGACAGGGAGUGCUUUUCAGAAGAAUUCUUGAUCCUAGGGAUGGGGAGGAGAUCUGGCAAGUGGUUGUCCCUGAGCCUCUACAGCGUGAAUUGUAUGAGGGCCAUCAUGAGCAUGGGGGCCACUUUGGAGAGAGGAGUACAUUGAAUCAAAUGAGACGAAGCUACUACUGGCCCACUAUGUCUGCGGAUGUUCCAUGCUGGAUAAAACAGUGCAAAAGAUGUUUGCUGGCCAAAGAUGUUUUUCCCAGACUUCGAGCUCCUAUGACAUGUAGUAAUGUCUCCGGCCCAUUGGAGGUUCUCGCCAUGGAUUAUACGCAACUUGAGCAAUCUUCUGGAGGGUACGAAAAUGUGCUUGUCCUUACCGACAUGUUUACCAGAUUUACAGUUGCUGUUCCUACCAAAAACCAGACUGCAAACACAACAGCAAAAGCUCUGCUUAAACACUGGUUUGCAUAUUACGGUUGUCCAGCUCGCUUGCAUUCUGAUCAGGGCAGGUGUUUUGAGGCCAAUGUGAUCAAGGAACUUUGUAAAAUCUAUGGUAUAGGAAAAAGCCUUACAAGCCCCUACCAUCCACAGGGAAACUCUCAAUGUGAGCGAUUUAAUCGUACUAUGCACGAUUUGUUAAGGACCUUGCCACCAGAGAAAAAGAGAGAUUGGAAAACCCACCUUCCAGAGCUGGUAAUGGCUUACAACAGCUAUGUCCAUUCAUCCACCGGGUAUUCCCCAUUCUAUCUACUGUUCGGAAGGGAUGCGCGUUUACCAAUCGACGUGCUCGGGGAAAAGGAUCUAGAAGAGGAUGAGGUGGAUAACCUAGACGAUUGGGUGAGAGGUCAUCAUGCAAGAUUAAAGACUGCUGUGGAGGUUGCCAAUGCAGCAUCUCAAGAGGCUUCCAGAAGGAGAAAAAGAAUAUACGACCGCAAGUCGUUCGGAGCUCUUGUGAGGCCUGGAGAUCGGAUGCUACUGCGUAAUCACAAACACAGGGGUAGAAACAAAAUUCAGGAUAAAUGGGAAGACACACCAUACAUAGUGAUAAAGCAAAAUCACUUAGACAUACCUGUGUUUACUAUCAAACCAGAAAAAGGGGGUCCCACAAAGGUAGUACACCGAGAUCAGCUUCGGCACUGUUUGUUCACUACUCGUAGGACACCGCGUACACACCGACACAGAAUAAGAGACAAGUCAGGGUCAGACACGGACAUGUCAGACAUUGUCUGCUUUCCAGAAACUGCACAACACUCCACUUAUGUGCAUACGCACACAAGGGUGAAUCAAGGGGAGUCAGGUGAAGAACAGCCUGACAGUAAUGGGGGUCAGGAUGAAGUGUCAGAAUUGGUGUUGGGUGUACAAGAGAAAUCAGAUGAUGCAGAUGUUUCAGAAGUUGAAGGUGAAAUUGUUUCUGAACCUAGACGUUCUUUGAGGCAAAACAAGGGUACCCUACCUGUUAAAUACAGGGAUGACUACAUUCUAAAAUAAGUGUCUAAAAGUCACUUGUAGCAGUAAUUUCUUGGUAUAGGGAGUUACGAAUUUAAAACGUGAUGUCUUUCUAACAUGUUGUUUGUUUAUGUUUCAGAGAUAGACCUGCUGGGGAUGUCGAUGGAGUGGCAGGGUUUAGCAGGGGGGAAUGUAACGCGUAUAUAUUAUUGUGAUUAUUUUCGGGAGACUUUUAUUUUGACAGAUGGACUGGUUUUGCGUGUGUUGCGAGAGGAGGCGAAGAAGAGAGCGGUGCAGGAGAGUGUCGCAAACAGAAGUGAGUGUCGUGUCGUGCUCGAGAAGUUCGGUUGAUAAAGUUGCUUUAAUAGUACUGUAUCAGAGCUCUAGUCGAAUAAAAGACGACAUCACCUAGUGUUUUUGCGAACUGUGACCCGCAUUUCGCAGUUGAGGAUUUUGUUUUGUGUCGUUUUUGCUUCGUGGGCCGCAUCAGCUGCUGGAGUGACGCAGUAACUUUAUUACGGCUACAACGAGUGCAAUUCCCUGGUAUGUUCAGGUCUCAAAAUGAUCAGCCUAAGGGGAAAAGGCAUUUCAUUUCAACACCUACAACCAGUGUGAAAACGACUGAUUUUCAGAUGUAUGUCCUGCCUAAACAAACACUGGUCACUCCAAAAGGCACAGCAGACCUAGAGUUUGCACAUGCAGGCCUGGGUAAAAGACUUCUCAGUCUUCCAGACAACUUCAAACACAGUGAGAUUGUUUCUCAGCUUGAGGAUGAAUUUCCAAAAUGAAAAAAUCUAGAAGGAGGUUGGAUGUUCUAUAAAUCGACAGGUGGAGGUGGGCAGCGUAAACUGUCAGUUAUUCCCACAGACACUGAAGGAUAUUCCACUCGUCUCCUGAAAUCAGCUUCUAAUAAUGGGAAGAAUGUCCUGUAUGUAGUUCCAUUACAGGAGGAAUUGUCUACUGAACCACUGCCAUAUGAUUCAGUGGAGUUCUCAAAGAUGCCACAGGCAAACUGCAUGAAGUGUGGCAAAAAAAUACCACUGCAGUUGUUGCCACUUCAUGUUGAAGACUGUGA